AUGAUUCAACCGGCACCAGCUGACCUGCAAAUCAAAUCACUCCCACCAGUUAGGGAACUGGCCGCCGGCCAGGCCAACAUGCCCAAGUGGACGCUGCCAGCGGACUAUGUGCCGCAGGGCCUGCCGCCUACCCCGGAGCUGAUGUGGGACCGGGACGAGCCGUACCUUCCUCUGCCUGGGGGGUACAGGAUCACGCCGUACCGUGCGUGCGAGGCUGAUUAUGUUGCUGUUGAACGCAUGAGCAACCACCCAGCUAUCGCUCAAUGGUCGCUUCUGCGACCGUACCCAUACACGCGAACUGACACACUCCUCUGGUUUGAUCUCAAAAUCCCACUCCUAGCCGCCUCUGCUGCAGAGUUACGCAAUGACCCUGCCGCCAAAGUCACCCACGCGCCAGUGAUUGCCAUCCGUGACCCCGAUGGAACCCUGGUCGGUGACGUCUCCGUCGAGCCGCUGCCCGGUUUCCUUGGACUCGGGUAUGCACUGGAUGCUGCCCACCAUGGGCUCGGGCUGGGCCGCGCAGCCGCAGGCGCAAUGGUAGCAUGGGCAGCCGGGCGGAUGGGCAACGAGUUUCGUGCGACUGUCCAAGUCGUCAACGCCCCUUCGAACCGAAUCCUUGCAGGACUGGGGUUCACGCACAUCGGUACAGAGGACAAACCGUGGCCGCCGCAGGCGGGUGGCGGCUCACGGGAGGCCAACCUCGCCGACGCGCUCGACGAGAACGCACACCUCUGGAAACGGGUACAUGCCCUCCAAGAGCGCGCCCACUCCAUGUGCGCAGAGAAUGUGGACCUCCGGCGGCAAGUCAACAUCCUUCGCUCACGAGCCAAGGCCAUCGCCCCAUCACUCUCGGUGGACACCUCCGCGUCCGUGUCUGGACUACCGCCCUCGCCGGUCCCCUCCCCCAUGAACCUCCUACCAACGCCAGUUUCGGCCACUACGUAUACGUCCGGGCUACACGAGUUGAAGAAGGAUGUCGCGCGACUCCAGGACGACAAUUCGCGCCUCCUUAGCAGCGCUGCGGAGGGACGCACGAUUAUUCGGCAACUAAGGCGGGAACUCGAGCGGGAGCGAGAGCUGUGUAGCUGCCGCCAUUCCCUCCGACCGAGGGAUGGUGGACACCGACGGUCGUCAUCCAACUCGCUCCCAUCGACCAGCCCCAGUGAUUGGGGUAAGCGUCCCUCCCCUGUCCGUAGAAAGUGGGACUCGGAGAGCCAACGGCGGAGCGAGUGGGACUGUCCUCCCGACCUCGUUGGCGGACACGUGCGCACGUCGAGUGUACGCUCGCUUGUCGAGUAG
Molecule: messenger RNA, 1299 nt
Organism: Cutaneotrichosporon cavernicola
Lineage: Eukaryota; Fungi; Basidiomycota; Tremellomycetes; Trichosporonales; Trichosporonaceae
Exons: 5
Coding region: 1-1299 (432 amino acids)
Molecular function (GO): acyltransferase activity, transferring groups other than amino-acyl groups
Source: RefSeq, a predicted model, not a curated record